CCUCCUGUCUUGUCUCUGCGGCUGCCAGCAGAUCAUGAGCCAUCAGCUCCUCUGGGGCCAGCUAUAGGACAACAGAACUCUCACCAAAGGACCAGACGCAGCGGGUACCAUGGGACAGUGCCGGUCAGCCAACGCAGAGGAUGCUCAGGAAUUCAGUGAUGUGGAGAGGGCCAUUGAGACUCUCAUCAAGAACUUCCACCAGUACUCCGUGGAGGGUGGGAAGGAGACACUGACCCCCUCUGAGCUACGGGACCUGGUCACCCAGCAGCUGCCCCACCUCAUGCCGAGCAACUGUGGCCUGGAAGAGAAAAUUGCCAACCUGGGCAGCUGCAAUGACUCUAAACUGGAGUUCGGGAGUUUCUGGGAGCUGAUUGGAGAAGCGGCCAAGAGUGUGAAGCUGGAGAGGCCUGUCCGGGGGCGCUGAGAACUCCCCCUGGAAUUCUUGGGGGUGUUGGGGAGAGACUGUGGGCUGGAAAUAAAACUCUCCUCUACCACCACCGUGUUCCCUAGCCUGCACCUCUCCUCACCUCUGCAAAGUUCAGCUUCCUAACGGCCUUCCCAAGGGUCUCUGUGCACUUCUGUCUUGGAUGCUCUGUGGAGCUCAUGAGUGCAGGAGUCCCCGCCAGAGGGAGGCUCAGGGUACUGGUUGGGCCAGGGAUGAAUAUUUGAGGGAUAAAAAUUGUGUAAGAGCCAAAGAAUUGGUAGUAGGGGGAGAACAGAGAGGAGCUGGGCUGUGGGAAACGAUCUGAAGAACGGAGCUGGGAAUAUGGCUGGAUAUCUGGUACUAAAAAUGGGUCUUUAAGAACCUACUUCCCAACCUCUUCCCCAACCCAAACCAUAGCUGUCUGUCUAGGGCUCUCUUCGUGCCUCCAGCUGUGCCCCAGAUUCCUCCUAGACUCUGUCCCUGGGCUAGGGCCGGAGAAGAGGGAGAGUAGGGUUGGGGGAGAGGCUGAGGAGGGUGUGACAUGCGGGAGAGGACCAGCUGGGUGCUUGGGCAUUGACAGAAUGAUGGUUGUUUUGUAUCAUUUAAUUAAAAAAAAUGAAAAAAGUGAA
Messenger RNA from Piliocolobus tephrosceles (Ugandan red Colobus), 1053 nucleotides. RefSeq names its product S100 calcium binding protein A14 (gene S100A14). Gene Ontology annotation, cellular component: perinuclear region of cytoplasm. The transcript is spliced from 4 exons. Lineage: Eukaryota; Metazoa; Chordata; Mammalia; Primates; Cercopithecidae. Gene Ontology annotation, biological process: positive regulation of granulocyte chemotaxis; toll-like receptor 4 signaling pathway; positive regulation of monocyte chemotaxis. Bases 110 to 424 code for a protein of 104 amino acids. Gene Ontology annotation, molecular function: chemokine receptor binding; calcium-dependent protein binding; calcium ion binding. The record is from RefSeq and is a predicted model, not a curated record.